This is a messenger RNA of Carica papaya (papaya), 1555 nucleotides long. RefSeq names its product pre-mRNA-splicing factor ISY1-like protein. Lineage: Eukaryota; Viridiplantae; Streptophyta; Magnoliopsida; Brassicales; Caricaceae. Gene Ontology annotation, biological process: generation of catalytic spliceosome for second transesterification step. The record is from RefSeq and is a predicted model, not a curated record.
GAAAGUGCAGGUUGUUCGCAUACCAUCUCCUUCAUUACUCAACCUAGGGUUUUGACUCGGAAAGCAGAAUUUCUCAGUUUCUCCAUUACAGUCUCUUGAAUUGUCGAAACUCGAAAAGAAGAGGGGAGAAACAGAAAAAAGAAAGAGAAGAUGGCUCGGAACGAAGAGAAAGCGCAAUCUAUGCUGAAUCGUUUCAUCGCGCUCAAGGCCGAGGAGAAGAAGAAGCCAAAAGAGCGGAGGCCGUAUCUGGCGUCGGAAUGCCGGGACCUCUCGGAAGCGGACAAAUGGCGGCAACAGAUCAUGCGGGAGAUCGGUCGUAAAGUCGCUGAGAUCCAGAACGAGGGGCUCGGGGAACACCGACUGCGCGACCUCAACGAUGAGAUCAACAAGCUCAUCCGAGAGAAGUCGCAUUGGGAGCGCCGCAUAGUUGAACUUGGCGGCCCCAAUUACGCCAAGCAUGGAGCGAAGAUGACGGACCUCGAGGGCAACAUCGUCGAUGUUCCAAACCCUAGUGGCCGAGGUCCCGGCUACCGCUACUUCGGCGCGGCGAAGAAGCUCCCCGGCGUCAAGGAGCUCUUUGAAAAACCUCCCGAGCUCAGAAAGAGAAGGACGCGAUAUGACAUAUACAAGAGGAUUGACGCUAGCUACUACGGUUACCGGGACGAUGAAGAUGGCGUGCUGGAGAAGGUGGAAGGCCCUGCGGAGGAGCGCAUGAGGAAGGAGGCCGUGGAGGAAUGGAGAAGGGUUGAGGAGAUUCGAAAGGAGGCAAGGAAGGGCGCCAUGGAAGUUGUCAGUGUUGGGGCUGCAGCUGCGGCAGCGAAGGAGGUGUUGUUCGAGGAGGAAGAGGAUGUGGUGGAGGAGGAGAGAAGGGAGAGGGAGGAGAGAGAGAGAAUGAACAACGAGAGGGAGUUUGUAGCACACGUUCCGCUUCCUGAUGAGAAGGAGAUCGAAAGGAUGGUUGUGGAGAAGAAGAAGAUGGAGUUGCUUAGUAAGUAUGCCAGCGAAAUGUUGUUGGAGGAACAGAGCGAGGCUAAAGCCAUGCUUAAUAUUCAGAGAUAGCUCAUUGUGGUUGGUUGAUGGUUGGAAUGACGAUGUUGUACAGACAUUUUUUUGCUUCCAUGCCUGCUCUUCACGCUCAUUCUAGAACUUGAGUAGCCAUGGUGCUCUUUGUGAGUGCAAGUUCAUAUGGCAUGACACUUUCAUGGGCUUGCGGAAUUUGGGAGGUGGAACACCAAGAUGGAGCAACCUUGUCCACCAUGUUGCUCGUGUCUACCAUUUGUGCUGGUAAAGCUUCUUGAUUGGCUUCUUGUAACCGGUUGGCGACCCCAUUUUCCUCCUCAGUGUAUUACUGUAUUCACGUCUAUUUGGGUUGAAUAUGCGAUAAUUCCCUUCCUCGUUUUAGUUGGUACAAGUGAAAAUUAGGAUGCGCUCGAACGGAUGUGAGUUUUCUGUAAUGAGAUUUAUCUAAUUUUCUGUAAUGAGAUUUAUCUAAGAUUACUGAGUUUGAAAGUUGUUGGACAUGAAAGAGCUCAGAUGGAUUUUAAUUUUACCGCCA